Molecule: messenger RNA, 1451 nt
Organism: Hyposmocoma kahamanoa
Lineage: Eukaryota; Metazoa; Arthropoda; Insecta; Lepidoptera; Cosmopterigidae
Product: 5-hydroxytryptamine receptor 1A-alpha-like
Exons: 3
Coding region: 93-1082 (329 amino acids)
Biological process (GO): adenylate cyclase-activating adrenergic receptor signaling pathway
Cellular component (GO): membrane
Molecular function (GO): G protein-coupled receptor activity
Source: RefSeq, a predicted model, not a curated record
AACAUUCAGCCGCGUCCACGGAAACAGAACUGCCACCGAUUGACACCAGGGAUCUGUGGCUACAAGACUCAAGCGAGCCUGCUCCGUCGGCAAUGAGCGCACUGCAUCACUUUGGGGCUGAGAUGUUGAGACUCUCGAGAGGCUUGGAAGCAUCCGCUGCGACCAAACCACAGUACAGAGGGACAAAUGUUUCGGAACGCGGUGGAAUGCUAACACCGGGGUCUAUGAGCGUUUCUUCUAGUUCACCAUCUUCAAUGCUCCAAGACCGCCGAAGGCCGUCUUCGACGUGUGAUCCGAAUACACCGCUCCAUAGGCCAAGAAGCGCUUCAGAUGACGAGGGUAACGAUGGCCUCUUAGCACCGACAACGUUGACAGCCAAAUCCCGAAGUUCAGAAGAUGGACUAUUACUACCUCCGCCAUGCACCUGUCCGUACUUUGGCUCUGAUUCCACGCCUCCAAGACGCACUACAGAAGUCAUUAUUGUCCCUGGAGGAGAUAUCAACGGCUGCAACGGAUAUCCUCGAAACGGUAACAUGAAAGACGAACAAUCGACACCUUUGUUUAGACGAUCUAGCCGUGGGGCAGCAUCAAUGGUAACAUGGGACGAAGCUAGACGUUUUCGUAGAGGAUCCAGUUUUGGCGGUGCAAGAACGACAUUGUCAACACCAGCUCGAAGUAUUCGCCAAAGAUCCAUUAAUGCUCGACAACAAACGUCAGUGAGUUCUAGUCCACAACGACAGACGACACCAAGAACGCAUCAUUCGAGGAAUUCGAGUGUAAUAUCGCGCAACUCUUCGCGUCACGGUAGAAUAUUGCGUCUAGAGCAAAAAGCUACCAAAGUGCUUGGGGUUGUGUUCUUCACUUUUGUCGUGCUUUGGGCGCCUUUCUUCAUCCUGAAUAUGGUCCCGGCGGUCUGCCCAGAAUGCGAGAAGAAUAUUCCUCCUUGGGUCUUUGAUUGCGCGUUAUGGUUAGGUUAUGCAAGUUCCAUGGUAAAUCCUAUAUUCUACACGAUAUUUAACAAGGUGUUCAGACAAGCCUUCAAGAAGGUUCUGCUGUGCCAGUAUUUUAAGGCGAGAAGGUAGCCUGCACCCUGGGAGCGCGUCCGCCCAUCGUCAGAUCCUGGCUUUGGUGCGCUCUCAGUUAACCGAAACAUUCGAUCUCAAUUUGUAUGAACUGAAAGAGCUUUACGGUGCGCUUGUAGUUAUUAGUCCGCGAUAGUGGUUAGAUUGUGAAUCUAAAGCUAGCAUUUCUCUUAGCCGUAUUAUGAUUACUUUGAAAAAUAACAAUACAUUACACACAUAUUAUAUGGCUACAAUACAUAAUACAUUACGACUUAAAUUUAAAACAAAUGGUAAGUAAGCACAGCACUUAAGAAAUUAUAACACAACGAAUAACAACAAAAAUAUAUAAAUAAUACAGUGUGUAGGGCUUUCAAUCUUGCACCAUUUUCG